AUGCUUGGCAACAGCGUGCCAGUUCCGCUGAUGCAAGCCGUCUUGUUGAAUGCAUUGAAGGCGUCCAUCGCUGUUCCGGCGAUGCCGCAUUCCAGGGCCAACAUGAACUUUGUUGGUACUUUCUACGACGCCGUCUGUGAGGGGAUCACGACGCCGGUGGUAGCAGGCAUCACCACAGCAAAGCUUUCAAAUGCAAACAUCGUGGAUAACUUGGACGGGUUGAUGCAAAUUUGCCUGACCUUCAUCGAAUUCCUCAGCAUAUCUGUGGAAGAUGAUGACAGAGCCAAGUUCACAGUUGAGUUCUGCUUGGCUCUGCGCAUGUUCAUGGAAGGACACGCGAAAACACCAGCGAAGGAGAGGUGUCUGAAAGUGAAGGACAGUUACUGGCCUGCAAAACCAGUGCUUCCACAUGGGACCGACGAGCUGUGCAAAUACAGCCGGGUCUGCCGUCUGAGGUUCUUCUUUUCCACCAGCCAAUUCCCAGUGAUCGCAUUCAAACUGGAUAUGAGUUGCAGUACCCUGCGCUGGUUGCGAAUGCAGGGUCCUGAAGUUGACCCAGCCUAUGCGGAGCUGCGCCAAGUUUUCGCAGUCUUAGAAGGUGCCCUGCACGACUGUCACUUCCUGCUGCAGGGCCUGCCGCUACUCAAGCGCGUUAAUUGUGACUUGAUGAGACAGUUGCCUCCCAGCCCGGAGCAGUCACCCUCCGCAGCGUCAGAUGCUGCUAUGGCCUCAGACGACAAUGAUGACGAUGCCGUGACCUUGAUCUUGGGCCAGAGCGAAGAGUUGGGAGCGAUGAUAGCACAGGCGCGCAAGGACUUCGACAACUGA
Messenger RNA from Symbiodinium necroappetens, 828 nucleotides. NCBI's taxonomy places the organism in Eukaryota, Dinophyceae, Suessiales, Symbiodiniaceae. The record is from the annotation of a GenBank genome assembly.